UGGGGGCAAAAUCGCGUCGGAAUUCACGGACGGCUGUCACUGCUUUUUCGUGACAGAUGUUUUGCGCGAUUAAUCCGCUUUGUUAAUUCGCGAUCGCGCGGUCGCGAGCGUGCACGGAUACACGAAUCUCCUUCUUCCGCGAUUUUUCGUGCGCGGUAAAGCCACGCGUCACUGCCCGUCUGUGUUGUCAUCGUGUCUCAAAAGUCGAGAUCCCGUCGGGAGAGUCAGGAGCAGACAGAGAAGGAGAGAGAGAGAGAGAGAGAGAGAGAGAGCGAGAGAGAGCGAGAGCGAGAGCGAGAGAGAGCGAGAGCGAGAGAGCGAGCGCCACCGGAGGAAGGAGAACGCGCCUCAUCAAAUGUCUCGGGGACGAGACGGUUAGAUAUCUUCGGUGGUAAGCGGAGAAAGAGAGAGAGAGAGAGAGAGAGAGAAGACAUCGAGAGGGAGAAAGAUAGAGUGACUUGGCCAGCUGGUGUGGCUUGCGAAUUCGUGGACCCGUCACAAACGCCAAGAAGCAUCGUCCGCGAAGCGCCCGAAACUCGUGGUGAGCGAUAAUAAUCGCUCGGGGAAGCUCAGCGGCGGCUGCGACGAUCCCGUGUCAUCAUCGCAGCGACAAUGGCAAAGACAUACGAUUAUUUAUUCAAGCUGCUGCUGAUCGGCGACUCCGGCGUGGGCAAGACUUGCGUGCUGUUCCGGUUCUCCGAGGACGCGUUCAACACCACCUUCAUCUCGACCAUCGGCAUUGACUUUAAAAUUCGUACCAUCGAAUUGGAUGGAAAGAAAAUUAAGUUACAAAUAUGGGACACCGCUGGACAAGAAAGGUUUCGCACUAUAACUACAGCGUACUAUCGUGGCGCGAUGGGAAUCAUGUUGGUGUAUGACGUUACAAACGACAAAAGUUUUGAAAAUAUUAAAAACUGGAUUCGUAAUAUAGAGGAGAAUGCGUCAGCGGACGUGGAAAAAAUGUUAUUAGGCAAUAAGUGUGAGCUUACAGAUAAGAGGCAAGUGACGAAGGAAAGGGGCGAACAACUGGCUGUGGAAUAUGGCAUUAAGUUUAUGGAAACCUCGGCGAAAUCUAGUAUCAAUGUGGAAGAGGCUUUUUAUACCCUGGCACGUGAUAUCAAAGCGAAAAUGGAAAAGAAACUGAAGGAGGCAUCGAAUCCACCGAAAGGCGGCGGUCAUCAGUUGAAAGCUUCAGAACCACAAAGGAAGCCACCUAGUUGGCUCGCCCGUUGUACUAUACUCUGACCCCCCAAAUAUUUUCAACUGUUCAAGGAGGCGCAUCUAUUUACUAUCAUUAUUUACUUAUGUUCAUUUCGUCGAACAAAACCGAUGUUCUGUGGAACUUUUCACAUCCCAAGUAUCGGGUAUAGUGGGUUUAUUCCUUGACAAUGAAACGCAUCGUAUUAAAGACUCGGAAAUUAUCUAUAUGAAUGUAUUUUUUUGCCGAAGAAACCCUCAGAGGAGAAAGUAUUAAAAUGUUUUAUUUUUAUUAUAUAGAAAGGGAGAGUGCAUACGUGUUGAUUCAUGCAAUUUUUACAAUUUGUUGUGAAAACAUUUUCUUGUUACUCAAUAUAAUUAAAGGGACUUAGGUGAAACAAUUUUGCGUUAGUUUAUGUUGACAGGAUUUAUAUCCUAUUGAUGUGAUCUAUAUCCUAUCGUAUCUCUUAACCCUAAUUGGUUCUCGCUCUAAAAUUUCCUUGACUGAUAUUUACAGAUCCAGUUUACUUUAAAUCAAUAUAUCUUUGCUUAAAGUUAAUGAUUUUUUGAUUUGAAGAUCAAAAUCG
Molecule: messenger RNA, 1784 nt
Organism: Trachymyrmex septentrionalis
Lineage: Eukaryota; Metazoa; Arthropoda; Insecta; Hymenoptera; Formicidae
Gene: Rab8
Product: ras-related protein Rab-8A
Exons: 5
Coding region: 613-1245 (210 amino acids)
Biological process (GO): regulation of exocytosis; protein secretion; cellular response to insulin stimulus
Cellular component (GO): endosome; synaptic vesicle; trans-Golgi network transport vesicle
Molecular function (GO): GTP binding; GTPase activity
Source: RefSeq, a predicted model, not a curated record